Molecule: messenger RNA, 1168 nt
Organism: Dipodomys ordii (Ord's kangaroo rat)
Lineage: Eukaryota; Metazoa; Chordata; Mammalia; Rodentia; Heteromyidae
Gene: Fbxl6
Product: F-box and leucine-rich repeat protein 6
Exons: 7
Biological process (GO): SCF-dependent proteasomal ubiquitin-dependent protein catabolic process
Cellular component (GO): SCF ubiquitin ligase complex
Source: RefSeq, a predicted model, not a curated record
GGCACCGGCCGGGGCAGCCAGGCCUCGCUGUCGUCCAGGUUCUCGCUGCUCCAGCGGCUGACGCUCAUACACUGGAAGUCUCAGGUGCAGCCCGUGUUGAAGCUGGUGAGUGCGUGCUGCCCCCGGCUGACCUUCCUGAAGCUUUCAGACUGCCACGGUGUGACCACGGACACGCUGCUCAUGCUGGCCAAGUCCUGCCGGCAGCUCCACAGCCUGGACCUCCAGCAUUCCAUGGUGGACUCCACAGCGGUGGUGAGCUUUCUGGAGGCAGUGGGACCCCGAAUGCGCAAGCUGUGGCUGACCUACAGCUCCCAGACAACAGCUAUUGUGGGCGCGCUGCUGGGCAGCUGCUGUCCCCAACUCCACGUCCUGGAGGUGAGCGCCGGCAUCAACCGCAACAGUACUCCGCUGCAGCUGCCGGUGGAGGCUCUGCAGAAAGCCUGCCCCCAGCUGCAGGUGCUCCGGCUGCUAAACCUGAUGUGGAUGCCCAAGCCUUCGGGGCGCAGGCCGGCUCUGGGUCCAGGCUUCCCCUGCCUAGAGGAGCUCUGCCUUGCUGGUUCUACCUGUGCCUUUGUGAGCAAUGAGGUCCUGGGCCGGCUGCUCCAUGGCUCUCCCAGUCUGCGCCUCCUUGAUCUUCGAGGCUGUGACCGGAUCACGCCUGAGGGCCUGCGUGACCUCCCGUGUCAGGAGCUGGAGCAGCUGCACCUGGGCCUGUACGGCAUGUCAGACCGGCUGACUGUGGCCAAGGAGGGCAGCCCUCUGUUGACCCAGAAAUGGUAUCACAGUCUCCGAGAACUGGACUUGAGUGGCCAGGGGUUCGGUGAGAGAGACCUGGAGCAGGCGCUGGCUGCUUUCUCUGGCGCCCCUGCGCUCCCGGCCCUGAGCCGCCUCAACCUCAGGGGGACCCGCGUCACCCCCGGCAUGGUCAGCUCUGUGAUCAGCAGCUGCCCUGGCCUGUUGUAUCUCAACCUGGAGUCCUGCCGGUGCCUCCCGAGGGGCCUGAAGCGUGUCUACCGGGGCCUGGACGAAGUCCAGUGGUGUCUGGAACAGCUGCUCGCCAGCCCCCUCUCUGCUAGCUAGCUUGGCCCAGGCUUCUGAUAGACCUCCCUGUGUCCUUCCCUGUUUUCCAUAUUUGAGCGCUUUGUUACAAUAAAAUGUUUCUAGGACU